Messenger RNA from Momordica charantia (bitter melon), 698 nucleotides. RefSeq names its product auxin-responsive protein SAUR50. The record is from RefSeq and is a predicted model, not a curated record. Gene Ontology annotation, biological process: response to auxin. Lineage: Eukaryota; Viridiplantae; Streptophyta; Magnoliopsida; Cucurbitales; Cucurbitaceae.
AUCGAAAUAGAAAUCAAAUUCGAAAUCGCUCUCUCCCCUCUAUCUCUCUCACGAGCUUUGCACAUAUGGCUAGACCUAGAAGCGUCUGCACGAAGAGAAAGAAUGGUAUUGUGAAAUUUAAGGUCGUAGUCGAGAAGCUGCAGAAGAGCCUAUCGCUAACUCGAAAGUUGAGUGCGAUGAGCGACAGUUUCAACGAGGAUGUCGACACGAGUGCGGUGCCGAAGGACGUGAAGGAAGGGCAUUUCGCGGUGGUGGCGGUGGACGGGGAGGAGCCGAAGCGAUUCGUGGUUCCGUUGAGUUGUUUGACACACCCUAUGUUUUUGAGGCUGUUGGAGCAAGCAGCUGAGGAGUAUGGGUUUGAUCAUGAAGGUGCAUUGACAAUCCCUUGUCACCCAAGUGAGGUUGAGAAGAUUUUGGCUGAUCAAUGGCAAUUGGAGUCUAAAACAGAUUCUAGAGAUGCAAUUGCUUGGGGAACUUUUUGUAAAGCUAUCAUUCAAAGUUAUUGAAACAAACUCAAGGCCACAAGUUUUUGUUUUUAUUUUUUAUUUUUUUUCUUCUCUUUCUUUUCUUUCAAGAAUGUCAAUUUUCCCAGUGAAAUAAUGGCUAGGUUUUUCUAUUGUUAUUGUAUAUUUUGUUUAUUAUGAAAGUAAGGUUAAUUAACUCUAAUAAAGUUUUGAUCAUGAUGUUUUUGUUUGUAA